Oryza sativa Japonica Group (Japanese rice) is the source of this 1306-nucleotide messenger RNA. RefSeq names its product E3 ubiquitin-protein ligase EL5-like. The record is from RefSeq and is a predicted model, not a curated record. Lineage: Eukaryota; Viridiplantae; Streptophyta; Magnoliopsida; Poales; Poaceae.
UCGCUCACCUUCUCCUCCAAACCCCUCCUCCUCCUCCUCCUCCUCCUCCUCUUAUCCUCUCCAAUUCGCCUCCGUAUAAGUAGCCACCACGCGUGCCAUUUACCUUAAUCCAACUUAAAAUUUAGUUUAUAUCUCGUAUCUUCCUCGCUCGCGCCAACCAAGAAGCUUGCAACAACAGGGAGAGAGGUUGGAGCAAGAACGUUUUGCAUUUGGAGGGAGGGAUUUUGAUUGAUGGCGGUGACGGCGACGACGGUGGCGGCGGCGACGACGAUGAUGGCGGCGGUGGCGGCCGUGUUCCUGGCGUUCGUGCUCUGCUUCUACAUAUUCGUUUGCGCCAAGAGGUACAGGGGCGGCGCGCCGCCGGCGGAGGGCGGGGUGGCGGCGAGGCUGUGGUUCUUGCUUGGAGGUGGCGGCGGCGGGGGAGGCGCGGCGGGGUCAGGGGACGCCGCGUGGUGCUACGACGGCGGGCUCGACGAGGCGUCCAUGGCGAAGCUGCCGUGCAGGGUGGUGGGGAAAGGGGAGGAGGCGGUGGACUGCGCGGUGUGCAUCACGGAGCUCGCCGCGGGGGAGACGGCGCGCGUGCUGCCGCGGUGCGGCCACGGGUUCCACGUCGCGUGCGUCGACAUGUGGCUCAAGUCCCACUCCACCUGCCCGCUCUGCCGCUGCCCCGCCGUCGACGAGCCGCCGCCCGCCGCGCCGCCGCCGGUGGUGGCGCCGCCCGAGGCCGACCCGGAGUCCCCCAACUUCCCCACCAACGUCCUCUUCUUCGGCUCCCAGGACGAGGUGAGCACCGGCGGCGCGCAAUCGCAGCAGCAGCACCGCUCGCCGCCCACGACUGCGACGCCACCGUCGCCGCCGGCGCCGGCAGUGGACGCGGCGAGGGUGCGGGGGGGACUGCGGCGGCUUCUCGGGUGUGGCGGCGCGUCGCCGCCCCCACCGCCGCACCAGCACGAGCACGCGGACAGGGACAUCGAGAUGGGCCUCGCCGCCGGCGGCGAGACCAGCUCGCCGGCGAAGUCGCCGCAUCCAAGCUCUUGACGCUGCGUCACGUAGCUUCCAUUUCUUUUUUCUUCUUUUUUUUUCCAACUUUUUUUUGUGCCGUCUUUUGUGUGCCGUCAUCACAGGUUUUGCUACUGUCCCGGUUGCUCCUGUUCGCCACGUCUGUAAUUUUCAGAAUUUAUAGAGGUAAAAAAAAAGAAAACUGUACAGAUUCUUAUAGAUACCCAAUGUACAUGUCCCAUAUAUGUGGAUAGAAAGAACAUGGACUUCCCAGAGACAAGGCAAAAAAAAAGUUACAGUUUGGAUA